AUGGCGAUCCCCAGCAGCUUAACGUUUCUUGUCGGCGUUGUGAUAUUAGCCGUUUGCAUUUAUGCAAAUGACGAGCAUCAAUGUCAGUCGUUCGCAGGAGGCAGCGUUUAUCCCCAGGAAACGAAGCGCACUAGUGGACAUGCCAUCCAAUGGAGCCAAGCUGUCAUUUCUAAACCUGCUCCAGACUGGAAUGGGACAGCUGUCAUCAAAGGAGAGUUCAAAGAUGUCAAACUGGCUGACUAUAAGGGGAAAUAUAUUGUCUUCUUUUUCUAUCCGCUCGACUUCACAUUUGUAUGCCCCACAGAAAUCAUAGCCUUUAGUGACCGAGUCAGUGAGUUCCAUGAUAUCAACGCAGAGGUGAUUGCUUGCUCUGUCGACUCUCAGUUUACACACCUUGCCUGGAUGAACACGCCAAGAGACAAGGGAGGACUAGGUCCCAUCCAGAUUCCUCUGUUGUCUGACAUCACGCAUGAGAUCUCAAAGGCAUAUGGAGUUUACUUGGAAGACCUUGGUCACAGUCUCAGGGGUUUGUUUAUCAUUGAUGAUAAGGGUACCCUACGCCAGAUCACAAUGAAUGACUUGCCAGUUGGCAGGGAUGUAGAUGAAACACUCCGACUUGUUCAAGCAUUCCAGUACACAGACAAACAUGGAGAGGUUUGUCCAGCUGGUUGGAAGCCUGGCAAAGACACUAUCAUUCCUGACCCCAAACAGUCUCAAAAAUACUUCAGCAAGCAGAAACCUUAGGAUGUAAUUGGACAAUUCCUUAUCAUUGUCAUCACCUGUUACCUCUCACAUCUUCCUGUUUCCAGUCUUUAUUUAUGCUCAUUCAUAUCAUGUUUUGUUCCAGUGAAGUUAAAAGUCUUUUGGUUUUGAUGGUAAUGUAAAGAUUGUUACAUUUUUAUUAAUAUCUGUAAAUUUUGAA
Ylistrum balloti is the source of this 922-nucleotide messenger RNA. Its product is annotated as peroxiredoxin-2-like. The transcript has 6 exons. Gene Ontology annotation, molecular function: thioredoxin peroxidase activity. The record is from RefSeq and is a predicted model, not a curated record. Lineage: Eukaryota; Metazoa; Mollusca; Bivalvia; Pectinida; Pectinidae. The coding region runs from base 1 to 744 and encodes 247 amino acids. Gene Ontology annotation, cellular component: cytosol; endoplasmic reticulum. Gene Ontology annotation, biological process: response to oxidative stress; hydrogen peroxide catabolic process; cellular response to stress.